AUGCCCCUUCCACAGGCCCUCCGCCUCGGCGCCCCGCGCGGCCUCACGCGCGGCUUCGGUCGACGCUUUGCAGCUGCCGCGGCCCCUGCAGCCACCAGUGGAAAGGUCUCGCAAGUGAUCGGCGCUGUGGUCGACGUGCAGUUCGACUCUGCCUUGCCACCCAUUCUGAAUGCCCUGGAGGUGGAAGGCUUUGAACAUCGCCUGGUUUUGGAAGUGGCGCAGCACUUAGGCGAAAACAUGGUGCGCACCAUCGCCAUGGAUGGUACGGACGGCCUCACCCGUGGCCAGAAGGUCAUCGACACCGGCGCCCCCAUCACCGUGCCGGUGGGAGAGCAGACGCUUGGGCGUAUCAUCAACAUCAUCGGUGAGCCGAUCGAUGAGUUGGGCCCCAUCGAGACCAAAAAGUUCUAUGCCAUCCACCGACCCACACCCACCUUCACCGAGAUGAACACCACUGCUCAGCAGUUGCUCACGGGCAUCAAGGUCGUGGACUUGUUAGCGCCCUACGCCAAGGGCGGUAAGAUCGGCCUCUUCGGCGGCGCCGGCGUGGGCAAGACGGUGGUCAUCAUGGAACUCAUCCACAACAUUGCCCUGAAGCACGGUGGUUACAGUGUCUUCGCAGGUGUAGGGGAGCGAACCAGAGAGGGUAACGAUUUGUAUCACGAGAUGAUGGCCAGUGGUGUCAUUAAGAAGGACAAAGCGCCAGGCUCCAAGGCUGCCCUGGUGUACGGUCAGAUGAACGAGCCUCCAGGUGCUCGAGCACGUGUGGCUUUGACCGGUCUGACGGUGGCGGAAUACUUCCGCGACGAGGAGGGACAGGACGUGCUGCUCUUCGUGGACAACAUCUUCCGCUUCACCCAAGCGGGCUCCGAGGUGUCAGCCCUGCUGGGUCGUAUCCCAAGUGCCGUCGGUUAUCAGCCAACCCUGGCCACUGACUUGGCGUCUUUGCAGGAACGAAUUACCACCACGCAGAAAGGAUCCAUCACCUCUGUGCAGGCGGUCUACGUGCCGGCGGAUGACUUGACAGAUCCGGCCCCCGCCACCACCUUCGCACACCUGGAUGCCACGACGGUCUUGUCGCGUCAGAUCGCAGAGUUGGGCAUCUAUCCUGCCGUGGAUCCGCUGGACUCCACGAGCCGAAUGUUGGACCCGUCCAUCGUGGGUCAGCGGCACUACGACAUCGCUCGCAGCACGCAAAAGAUCCUCCAGGACUACAAGUCUUUGCAGGACAUCAUUGCCAUUCUCGGUAUGGAUGAGUUGAGUGAAGAAGAUAAGCUGACCGUGGCACGAGCACGCAAGGUGCAGCGCUUCCUGUCGCAGCCCUUCUUCGUGGCGGAGAUCUUCACUGGAACCCCGGGCGCCUUCGUGGACUUGGAGACCACGAUCAAUGACUUUGAAGAAGUGCUCUCAGGUAACUGCGAUGACAUCCCCGAGGCGGCCUUCUACAUGAUCGGCGGCAUGUCUGACGUCCGGGAGAAAGCGGCGAAGCUGGAAGUGGACGGCUGGUGGAAGCUAGCGGCUGGGCUUUUGAGCGAUCGCAGGGUCGUGGCACACGGGUGGGGCAGCGAGGUGGCGCAGGCGAGCGUGUCGCACAGCGAGCGCGUGCUCCCAUUGCUCCUGUCUCCCGGAGCUGCGCAGAACGCGUUCUCGAGCGAGGGCAGCAAGCUGUCUUAUCCCUGUUGUGCCAGUCUGCGUGACAGCGUGGAUCCCCCCGCCGGCGCGUCCGGUAUCAACCCCGACUUGUUGCUGCUUUGCUUUUGCGACAAACUUAAUCGCGAGCCCUUUUGCUCAGAGACCUUGCCUUUUGCCCCGCGGAGGGUGCCCAGCCUACCCGCCUUAGCCCGCGCGGCUGAACUUGCGAGGAAAAAGGCAAGGGAUUUUCCGUUAAGCGCAUGCCAUGCCGCUGAUAAUCUGGCUGCGAGUCUGUGCCCGACCUGGCCAAACGCGGGCUGCAAUUUGCCAACGUCCGACGCUGAGACACUUCAAGCGGCCGGCCAGGUUGGCCGCGCCAACUUGGCCACUUCGCGGGAUGAACUGCAGGAGCUUCAACGGCAAGUGGCCGCUGUGGGCACUGAUGCGUUGAUCGCAGGUGCCGAACUUCAGGACCUAUGCCGCCUUUCGCGGGUUUUAUCCAGUUCGCUGACGCCGUUGGAGGGCCGCUUCUUCGAAAUGCUCGGAGAGAAGGUGAUGAAGACACCAGAUGCGCAUCCGGAUGCCUUCGCGCACUUUGCCUUGGCAGCUGCGGAGGCAGGCCACUUGGAACUUAGCCAACAAAUCGUGGAGUCGCUCUGUUUGGGUGGGGCUACUGUGUUUGGAGGCUCUGGUGCGAGUGCCUUGGCAUUAAGUGCCGCAGCCACUGGCGCCCUGAGGGCGCCCCUGUUCGAGGCAUUGAUCCGCCGCUGCUCUGUCCAGGAGAUGGAUUUGACCGCGGCGCAGUUGGGAGAUUUGCGACUUUGCGCACUGCUAGCAGCAGAUGUGCUGGAGCAGUGUGAUAGCCACACAAUCAGUUUCCUGCGAACCAUGUGCAAGGACGUGCUCCUAGACGAUCCCCGUGGAGCUCCGCCCAGCUGGUCGAAGUACUCGGACUUCCUGACGAAUGGCGAGCACGAUCUCUCACAGGUACUGGAGUCCUUCGAGCUGCCCCAUUGUCGAGGGACCAUCGUGAACGGUGCCUUCUUCCCGCUCACCAGCGACGCAAUGAAGGCAGUGAUUUGCCUCGAGACCUUUGAUGCAGGUGCAGCCUAUGUGAAAGGAGAGGGGCGUUGUACCUGGCAAUGCUGGAAGUACCGUGUGGCCACGGCAGCGGGAUGGCGCGUAUAUGCCAUAGGACCGCAGGAAUGGAAGACGAUCCAGAAGAGCGAAGAAAAGGUGAGCUUUGUCCGAGAGCUCUUGCAGAGACCACCUCUGGACGUGGCCAGCCUUUGA
This is a messenger RNA of Durusdinium trenchii, 2925 nucleotides long. The record is from the annotation of a GenBank genome assembly. NCBI's taxonomy places the organism in Eukaryota, Dinophyceae, Suessiales, Symbiodiniaceae.